Molecule: messenger RNA, 1470 nt
Organism: Ochotona curzoniae (black-lipped pika)
Lineage: Eukaryota; Metazoa; Chordata; Mammalia; Lagomorpha; Ochotonidae
Product: alpha-1,6-mannosyl-glycoprotein 4-beta-N-acetylglucosaminyltransferase-like
Exons: 3
Coding region: 76-1470 (464 amino acids)
Biological process (GO): protein N-linked glycosylation
Molecular function (GO): acetylglucosaminyltransferase activity
Source: RefSeq, a predicted model, not a curated record
GUGGCAGAUCUCUGAACAGGAGACAGAAUUCACCACUUGUUCACUUGUUGCAGAUCUGCUCAUAGUCCUGGCAUCAUGCCCUCUUGUCCGCGGAGAUACAUUGUCAUUUUUGUCAUUUUCAUUAUCCUGGGGUUCUUCUUUCAAGAGGAAAAAAAGAAUGUUGAGCACAGUAUAUCCGAGCGAAAGAAGAUCAUAGUUCAGCAAAUGGUUCAGCAACAACUCAGCUCAGAAAUCAAGAACCAUCUGGAAAGCUUCAAGGAGAUGCAGAAAACCUCCCCUCUGCUCCAGCACACCAAGUACAAACUCCUGGCUGGAGACCCUCCCCAUGGAAAGAGACUGCUGACUCUGGGCAUUUCCUCAAUGCAGCAUCCUCACGGGAGCCACCUGCUGGACACACUGCACUCCCUGUUCAGAGCUACGUCCGAGGCUGAGCUGGAGUGCAUCGUGGUGCUGGUCCACCUGUCAGAUGCUGACCCUGAAUGGCUACUCAAAACAGCUGACAGUAUUUUAAAGCUCUUCGCCUCACAUAUAAGGUCCAGGAGCCUGCUUGUGGUCACUGGUCUUCUCGGGAACUCCUCUCUCUCAGGACCCGUGAAGCUCAAUUACUCCUCAACAUGUGCAGAGCUCUAUUCCAGGCAGAGAGAAGGGCACGCCCUCCUCAUGAACUUCGCCAGUCAGCUCUCCAUGUACUUCCUGCUGCUGGAUGACAACACUCAAUUUGCCCCCAACUUUGUUUCUGCCAUCUAUGGAACACUGUUGGCCUGGAAAGAAGAACGCUGGGUGGUCCUGGAGUUCUCCAGCCUUAACUCUGGGAAGGUUCUGCAUGCCAGCGACCUAUCCCGCUUCACGUCCUUUUCCCUCCUCUUUCCUGAAGAUGCUCCUACUCACUUGCUUCUCUCUAAAUUCCAUCAUUUCUUGGGUCAAACUGUUCCAAUUCGUUUCAGCAUCUCCCUCUUCCACCACAUGGGCAAUAAGUCUGAACUUGAUGACACAUGCUUUCCUUUGGAGCAAGACAAGGUCUUUGGUGAGGCAGACAAUCCCGUAGCUACUGUUCACACUAGCAUGUACUCCCUGUGGAAUGUCAUCCCCCAAUAUGCCUAUAUUCUGAAUGAGGAGUAUUACUCCACUUUGGAUCCUGUGGAAGGCAAUCACUUCACCGUGGUUCUGAACAAGCCACACAGAGUCACCCGCAUUGCGGUGCUAACAGGCUCUGCCGAUCAAGGACUAUACCGACUAAACAAAGGGCAUGUUCUGCUUGGCUCUGAGCCCUUAGGGGAUUCCAGAGGCUGUGCUCGCUACACCCUGCUAGGGCCACUAGUGGAAGGGAAACUGGAUCAAAGGGUAUUUUAUGAAGAAGGUUCGGGGCGAGAGCUGAACUGUAUACAACUUCUGGUGUUGGAAUCUCAAGAAUCUUGGCUCCUGAUUAAGCAGAUCAAAGUCUGGGUAGAGCCUGAGGAAGAGGAGAUUUAG